Anopheles funestus (African malaria mosquito) is the source of this 4231-nucleotide messenger RNA. RefSeq names its product protein artichoke-like. The record is from RefSeq and is a predicted model, not a curated record. The coding region runs from base 1826 to 3040 and encodes 404 amino acids. The transcript is spliced from 2 exons. Gene Ontology annotation, cellular component: extracellular matrix. Lineage: Eukaryota; Metazoa; Arthropoda; Insecta; Diptera; Culicidae. Gene Ontology annotation, molecular function: protein binding.
CAUCGAGAGUGAGGAUUACCUGUAUUCGAUAGGCAUCGAAAAGCUGAUCGUCAGCAGCAGUGCUUCAGGUCCUUUUCUGCAGAGAAUUGCACCGCUUACUGAAGCAAUUACUUAUUUGAUCUAUCGCGAACCAGUGUUCCAAGUGCCAGCAGGCAACACUAUCUACGAAAUUGAAGUUACCAAUGCAGCAAACUUACGAUCAUUGGUGGCAGGUACGAAUCACCAUUUGAAAAGACUACAUCUGGAGAACUGCUUGGUAGAUCGUGUGCCACCGACGCUCUCCCAGAUGAUCGAACUGGAGAUACUGAGUAUCAAUCAGUGCGCAAUGACAGCACUACGGCUAGAUGUGCUUGUAAACAAUCCAAAACUCUAUGUCUUAAACCUGGCCAAUAAUCAAAUACGGCAACUAUUUCCGAUUACAACGCCACCGAAACAGAGGUUGGUCCUGGAAUCGAUUGAUCUAUCCAGUAAUCAACUGGAACGUCUGGAUAUGUUCGUCUUUGCCCAUAUUCCAGACCUGCAGCGGCUAGACGUGCAAAAAAACCGUAUUGUUCGCUUUGAGGCAACCGCACCGGUAACCUACAAUUCUUUCAUCCGACUCGAUAUCAAAUCGAACAGCAUUACUUCAUUCGAUACACGCAAUCUCACCCUGCCUGCAUUGAAGUCGAUCUAUAUGGACGACAAUGCGCUCACAGAAAUCCCAAAACAUUGGGGAUGGCAUCCCAACUUGUACUACCUCGGAUUCGAUCGAAACAAUCUGAAGCAAGUCGAUAUGAGUGUGUUUGGACAGUUUCCAAACUUGACCGGAAUCUUCAUUAACGAAAAUAAGAUCGAGUCUAUUCGCACCUCGUCUCCUGUUACGCUACCAUUGAUUGAUACAAUAACCUUCCAAGACAAUCAAAUCGUGUCGGUAAAUUUUACAGGAUGCAAUUUGCCUAACUUGUACUAUAUUUCGUUGAUGAAUAAUCAACUCACGGCAGUGCCGCCUAUCUUUCAACGUUUCCCAAAAACGCUUAUGUCGGUCGAAAGGAAUCCGAUCAAAUGUUCCAACAUGAUGUUGUUCAAGAGCAAGAUCAAUGAGAGUCGGCUUUACGUGACCACUGGUAGGACACAGUCGGAAUGUUUCACGACAUCUUCGAUUGCACUUGAUCAAGAGAAUAGAGGAUGUUGUGUCGCUUGAUCGUAGUUUGAUUCCAGUGGAAAAAUCUGCAUCUUCUUGUAGAAAAUUAAUCUUCAAAGUCUUAGACGUGCAUCUUAUAUACGGAUAUCUUGAAGGCUAUAGUUGAAUAAAUGAAACGUACACCCAAAGAAUUAGCUUUUUUACCAUGAUGGAUGUGCAGUGGUAAUAACAGAUAAUCAGUCGUUAUCAAAGGUUGGAUAAAAUUGUUUCUCAUUAACGGCAACAAAUACAUCAAAACAACAAUGGAUAGGUAGAUGAAUAAGAUAUUUUGUGCUUUAUCUGUCAUAUUGUAUUCUAGAAAAUGAAAUUGUUCAGUUUUUAAAUUACGAUUUAAUUAAGUCAUUACGUUUAGCGCAUCUUUAGGCGUAUAUAUUUGGUUCAGUUGGGUCAUUACCAUCGACAGUAGUGCGACGAGUGUUGCCAUUAGUGUGUUGCUUUUGAAUAUCUGAGUGAUGGGUGUCCUGAACUGUAAGAAUUCAACGACUUGAGUAUGAUGAUAUAAACACUUAACUACCCAGGGAUCUUUACUGUCCAUCCUUAGCAGCAGUAUUGGUUCUAUGGAUUUUGGGUCAUAUUGGACCGCCUCCAUGCAUUGCUCAGUGUAAGAUCCCGUAUGCGCUUCUUUGCAACAUCGGAGUGAUCAACAUGACGUCUGACGGAGGAACUAUAAUACGUAACACCAUCGACAGCGAUAAGUACGUGUAUUCGAUAGGCAUCGAAAAGCUGAUCGUCAGCAGCAGUGCUUCAGGUCCUUUUCUGCAGAGAAUUGCACCGCUUACUGAAGCAAUUGCUUAUUUGAUCUAUCGCGAACCAGUGUUCCAAGUGCCAGCAGGCAACACUAUCUACGAAAUUGAAGUUACCAACGCAGCAAACUUACGAUCAUUGGUGGCAGGUACGAAUCACCAUUUGAAAAGACUAUAUCUGGAGAACUGCUUGGUAGAUCGUGUGCCACCGACGCUCUCCCAGAUGAUCGUGCUAGAGGUGCUGAGUAUCAAUCAGUGCGCAAUGACAGCACUACGGCUAGAUGUGCUUGUGAACAAUCCAACACUCUAUGUCUUAAACCUGGCUGGUAAUCAAAUACGGCAACUAUUUCCGAUUACAACGCCACCGAAACAGAGGUUGGUCUUGGAAUCGAUUGAUCUAUCCAGUAAUCAACUGGAACGUCUGGAUAUGUUCGUCUUUGCCCAUAUUUCUGACCUCAAAUGGCUAGACGUGCAAAACAAUCGUAUCGUUCGCUUCGAGGCAACUGCACCGGUAACCUACAAUUAUUUCAUGCGAUUAGCUAUCGCAUCGAACAGGAUUACUUCGUUUGAUACACGGAAUCUCACCUUACCUGCAUUGAACGCGAUCUAUAUGGACGACAAUGCGCUCACUGAAAUCCCAAAACAUUGGGGAUGGCAUCCCAACUUGCACUACCUCGGAUUCGAUCAAAACAAUCUGAAACAAGUCGAUAUGAGUGUGUUUGGACAGUUUCCAAACUUGACCGGAAUCUAUAUAAGCGAAAAUAAGAUCGAGUCUAUUCGCACAUCUUCUCCUGUAACGCUACCAUUGAUAGAUACACUAAUGUUCGAAAAAAAUCAAAUCGUGUCGGUAAAUUUUACAGGUUGCAAUUUUCCUAACUUGUACUAUAUGUUGCUGAUGAAUAAUCAACUCACGGCAGUGCCACCUCUCUUUCAACGUUUCCCAAAAACGCGGAUAUCGGUCGAAUGGAAUCCGAUCAAAUGUUCCAGCAUGAUGUCAUUCAAGAGCAAGAUCAAUGAGAGUCGGCUUUACGUGACCACCGGUAGGACGCAAUCGGAAUGUUUCACGACAUCUUCGAUUGUAUUGGAUCAAGAGAACAGAGGAUGUUGUGUCGCUUGAUCGUAGUUUGAUUCCAGUGAAAAAAGCUCCGAUCGUCCGAAAUUCUCGAGCACGUUGCAACAAAAGAUAAUUGAUUGUUGACAUUUCCCCAAUAAAAGCUGUAUAUGAAUCCUGAGAGCUCAUCUUGAAUAAAUAAAAAGCACCCCCAAAGAAAUAUUUCUUGUAGAUUUUCUUUUUUAAUUGGAAAUGGAUCUUUAUAUCUCCGCUUUGCCCUUCGUUCGCUAUGGGUGCAGUUAUUUAUAAUGAUAAUGCAAUCGGUUACCCAUCAUCGUCCGACAAUUACAUCGGUUCCCGGUGCGUACUUUUGCCCGAUAGCGUCUGCUACUGGUUAAUGGAUGCCUGUUGUAAAUUAAGACGAUCAUUUGAGUGGACCGUAAGCGGAACUAGGAUGAUCUUAUUAGCAAACACCGAAGAGAAGCUGAUAGCCCCAAGGCUUCCAGAAAUGGUAGUCAAUGAACUCAAGAUGUAAUGCAACAUAACUGUGUACAGAAGUAAUUACGACCAUGUCUAGCAAAAGUUUAACAAAUAUUCUUGAGAGCACAAUGAAAGAUACCAUAGUUUUACAUUUUUGCUUCCACGUAGGCCAACUUUAAUGUAAUAAUAUUUGCAAUGAAGUAAGAUUUAAUUAUGUAAGCUGCAUCCAAAUUAUGUAUUUAGUUUAGAUCAAUAUUUCUGUCCACUCCCCCCAUGUGGUUAAGUAUACAGUGGAGCCCCGAUUAUUCGGGUACCUUUUAUCCGGCUGUCCCAUUAUUCGUGCAGCUCGGAAAUGACAGUUCCGAAGGAGGAUUGACAUAAGAAAUGCAAAACCGAUGAUGGCAAGAAAUAAAAGCUUCAAUAGGGAGUGAUACAAUUUGCUCAAGUUCGACCAAAAAGAACAGAUUUACGUUGCAAAGUGUAAAUAAGAAAAUUAACAUCUGGCUUUAUAAAAAAAAAUUAAAUUUGAAAAUUUCCUAAGGCUGUAGCCUUGGCUUUUUUUGGGAAAUUUUGCAAAACUUUAUAAAUUGAUUUAUUUUAAUGCGAAUUGAUUGAAAUAAGUUUCUUUUCACUCAAAUAAUGCUUUAAAUAAAAAAAAGAAUAAAAAAUAACAAAAAAAAUUUAAAAAAUCUAUAAAUUUACCAAUCUCCUAGGCUCAUUUUUGCACCAAGUUUUGCCUAUAACUCGGUUGGUAUCCAACGGAUCGCCAAUCUUUGC